This is a messenger RNA of Theileria parva strain Muguga, 1246 nucleotides long. It is a transcript of the gene CK1, whose product is annotated as Casein kinase I. The transcript has a single exon. Gene Ontology annotation, molecular function: ATP binding; protein serine/threonine kinase activity. Gene Ontology annotation, cellular component: nucleus; cytoplasm. The coding region runs from base 227 to 1240 and encodes 337 amino acids. The record is from RefSeq and is a predicted model, not a curated record. Lineage: Eukaryota; Apicomplexa; Aconoidasida; Piroplasmida; Theileriidae. Gene Ontology annotation, biological process: peptidyl-serine phosphorylation; signal transduction; endocytosis.
ACUAAAUUAAGCUAAAAUUAGCCUUUGAAAUCUUAAUUUUAACCUUAGAAAUCACUAAAUUAAGCUAAAAUUAGCCUUUGAAAUCUUAAUUUUAACCUUAGAAAUCCUUAAAUUAACCCGAGAAAUAUUGAGAAAUCUUCAAAUUUAACCUUUGAAACCUUGUAAUUAACGUUAGAAAUCUGAACUGUUUGGAAUUGUAUGAUGGGAGUGAGUGUUUGAGUUAAUAAUGCUGGGUAGAUCAUUGGAGAUUCGUGUGGGUGGUAAGUACCGUUUGGGUCGUAAGAUAGGGAGUGGUUCGUUUGGUGACAUAUUUAUCGGGACGCAUAUAACGACUGGCGAGGACGUUGCGAUAAAGUUAGAGUCGCAUCGUUCGCGACAUCCGCAAUUACUGUACGAGUCGAAGUUGUAUAAAUUACUGGCAGGAGGUGUAGGGAUACCAAAUAUUCACUGGUAUGGCAUAGAGGGCGAGUAUAAUAUAUUAAUUAUGGACCUGUUAGGUCCAUCCCUAGAGGAUUUAUUUACAAUUUGUAACAGGAAACUGAGUUUAAAAACUGUGCUAAUGCUGGCUGAUCAAAUGUUAAACAGGAUAGAGUACUGUCACUCCAAGAACUUCAUACAUCGUGACAUAAAGCCCGACAACUUCCUCAUUGGACGCGGGAAAAAGAUGUCAAUUGUGUACAUUAUCGAUUUUGGGUUGGCUAAGAAAUACCGAGACUCGAAGACUGCGCAGCAUAUCUGUUACCGUGAGGGCAAGAACCUCACGGGCACCGCACGUUACGCGAGCAUAAACACACAUUUGGGAAUUGAGCAGAGCCGUAGAGAUGAUAUGGAAGCUCUAGGAUAUGUUUUAUUAUAUUUCAUGCGGGGUAGUUUACCGUGGCAGGGCCUCAAGGCCACGUCCAAAAAGGACAAAUAUGACAAGAUCAGCGAAAAAAAAAUCGCAAUUCCAGUUGAUCUUUUGUGCAAACAACUGCCAUUUGAAUUUGUCACCUUUAUUAACUAUGCCAGGUCAUUGAGGUUUGAGGACAGACCUGAUUACUCGUACCUCAGACGCAUACUCAAGGACCUGUUCUUCAGACAAGGAUACCAGUAUGAUUUCAUAUUUGACUGGACCUUUUUACACACGGCACAGCUCAUGCACACCAUGAUGACCGAGGAUAUGGACAGAUUCGAACGCAUCACCAAGGAACGAGAACAUGAAGAUACCAAUCCCAGACUCGUACUAAAAAAUAAACAAUAACAAAUA